GGCCAUAAUCCACAACACGGCAUUUAAACAUGGCGGCACCCUAGCGCGGCCGAAAACGUCAGCUCUUUCGAUCGAACAAAAACAGGCAUAAAAAAGGAAGAGCAAAAAACAAGAGCGCCUCUCAUCAAGAUGCAACGAAACGUGUCGGACGAGCUGAAUCGCGAAUUCGGGAACGACGUCAAGAAUCUGAGCAAAGCCAAGGCAUACCAUGCGGCACUGCUGGUCAAGAAACAAGAGAUCGAGCAAAAGCUGAAGAUCUCCAAGGGCGGUGACCCGGCGCAGCUGAAGGGUGUGCUGGGCUUUGCUCGUGACUCCCUGGAGAAGAUGCAGCUCCUGGAGGGAGUGCACGGCAAGAUCCUCAACGAUGUGUCGGCCCACCUGGACAACGCCAGCCUGGUCAAGAAGGAGUUCGAAAGCUCCUUGGCGGACAUCCAGAAGCUGCUCCGCCUCAAGCAGUACCUCCAGUGGAUCGCAAAGAUCGAGGAGACCAGCGAGUUCAUCGAGGAGGCGGUGAACCAGGGCCAGGACGACCAGGCCGUGUCCCACGUGGCUUUCCUGCUUCGGGUCUGGAGUAGGCUCCAGGCGUCCGCCUGCAGCCACCUGGUGGCCUUCCUGCGCGAGACCAUCCUCUAUUGGCACCUCGUGCUCAGGGAGAAGUUCGAGAAGGAGUUUGAGAAAGUGCUGCAGAACAUGGGCUGGCCCAUCCUCAACACGGGAGUGAGCGCGCCCGUGACGUACACCCCAGAGCUCCUGCUCCCAUUUGAGAAAGCCUUUGUCAACCUCCACAAGAUACAGCUGCCCGAGGCCCUCGCAGGUGCCAAGCAGGAAGUGGGGGCGACGACGUCCGUGCUGCCGCUGGAGCUGAUGUUGCGGCCGCUCAAGAAGCGCUUCCUCUUCCACUUCACCGGGAAGCGGCAGACCAACCGGCUCGACAAGCCAGAGUGGUACCUGAGCCAGAUCCUGACCUGGGUCAGCGACCACGGCGAGUUCUGCGACCGUUUCGUCCAAGCCGUCCUCGUCAAGGCAGGCGUCGAGGGUGUUCAGGCUAGGUUGGAGCUGAUGCGGGGGCUGGUCCAGAUCGGCAUCCACAAGUUUCAGAUGGACCUGCCGUCGCUGCUGUCGGACGACCACCUGCUCACGCACGCCAUCGAGGAGGUGCUCCUCUUCGACCGGGAGCUGAGGGCGCAGGGCUACCCCCCGUUCUACCCCUGCAUCCUCAAUGUGCUCACGGCCGACCACUGCUUCAUACGCUGGAUCGCCCUCGAGAAGAAGUAUGCAGACGAGAAGCGGGACCGGCUGCUGACGUCUCCGACGGCGUGGAAGCCCCAGUACCAGACGGAGGGCGACCUGGACGACAUGAAGAUCCCAGAGUGUGCCGAGGCUUUCAUGAUGGUCCUCUCUGCCAUGACGGAGCGGUACCGUCACCUCGAGCUCGCGGUACACCGCCUCAAGUUUGUCAGCCUGCAGCAGAUCCUGCUUGAAGACUGGAGGCUCUGCCUGCAGCAGAUCCUGACCGCGAGGCUCGAAGAGCUCGACAUGGUGGCCCUCUGCCCCAUCAUCAAUGCCGCACAUUACGUGGUUCAAGUCCUGGCACAGUGGAGCGUCCAGCCUUUUUUCGUCGAACUGUUGGAGGCGUGCAAUGAGAUGCAGGCUAAGGAGAAGCUGCGGAGGCAGGCCGCAAAGCACGUCAACGACACGGUGGAUCCAGAGGAGGCGCUGUUCCUGGCGGCGUCGGAGACCCCGUCGGACGACAGCUUUCCGCUGCCGGAGUACUCGACGCUGCAGGAGUCGGUGUUCGAGGAGUCGGCCCAGCUGCUGGAGAAGCUGUACACGGACACGGUGCUCGCCAUCGUGGACGAGCUCGUGCUGGACUUCAAGGCCAAGAGCAAGGCCUACCGCAGGGAGAAGUGGUUCUGCAUGCCGGCGCUGAACGAGCGCGAGGACGCGGGCCUGACGCCCACGGCGUUUCCGAUGCUGAGCCGUCUUCGCUCCAACCUGCAGCACCUGCAGGAGGCCCUUGCGGUGCCCCUCUUCAACUCCCUCUGGCAGGAGGCCGCCCGGGGGCUCAGCCUCUUCCUCUACGAGGAGCUGAUCCUGGAGAACUUCUUCAGCGAAGGGGGUGCUCUUCAACUCAGCUUUGACAUGAACCGCAACCUCUUUUCUCUGUUCUCCACCUACACCCAGAAGCCGGAGAAUCACUUCAAGGAGGUGAAGGAGGCAUGCAUUCUGCUGACCAUGCCGCACCCCGUUGCGUGGAUCCUCCAAGAGACGCUCCGGGCAGCUCGGCAGACGGACGUGGUUACGGGGGGCACGGCGCUCGAGGAGCAGGGCGUCUCGUUCCUCACCCCGUCCCAGGCUAUGCACGUGCUCUCCAAGAGGAACGACCUCGUUCACACCUGAAGCCCUCGCUACCUUCGGUGCCGUCCAGGUCAAAGCAGUCAGACCUUUGUGCAGCACCGAGGUCAAACUUGGGGCCGAGACAUGGACAGGGGGACAAACAUUGAGCACAGUUGAUAGUCAAACUUUCGCAUGACCCUUCACGCACCUCUCAGAUCGGCAUAGGAUGCCACGACCUUGAGCGCUUUCAAGGUCAUGGGUGUAAACCAGACAAAGUCGAAAUUUGGGGCUGGACGUUAACAGGAAAACGACCUUCAGCACAGUUGAAGGUCAAACUGCCGCUCGAUUUUACAAGCGUCGGUCAAUCGGCUACGAUGCCACGACCUUAAACACUUUCAAGGUCGUACUUCGAGGUAAGGCACCACAAAAAGGAAUCGCCGUAGCCUUUGUGUAGUGUCAAAGUCAAACCUGGGAGUGACAUGUGGAUAGAAGGAACGAGCUUGCAUACACCCAAGGGUCAACUUGGCUGCUGAUCACCCACAUGAAAACAAAUGGCAGUCUUUGCCCAAGAUGCCCGCUUCUAAGUCAAAGCCUUCAGAGGUGCAUACCUAAAUUGAUGCGACCGUCGUCAUCGCAUCGUAGUAACUCCACGGCAAGACUCAAUCGGCGUGGCAAGGCGAGGCCGAACGGAGCGUGGAGAUUAAAUCCGAGCUUAUGUAGCCUUCAGUGCGGCACCACGGCGAAAUAAGUGUGGGCUGGUGUCGUGGCUGUACCCCACAGUGAAAGACCACACCCGAGUGCUUCGUGUACCACACCGAUCUUGCCUACAGGCAGCUAAUCUCUUCUGCCCUUCCCCUACUGUGUUACAAACUCCGGGUUGUUAUCGCGCCAAUAUUCUAAUCGUCAUAUCGGGAAGCUGAGCAGCAUUCUUACCUCCAGCCAGCCUAGAGCAACCUCUCCCAGAAAGCAUGAGUCAGAGACGAUUACAGAGCAGCUCGGCAGAGCAUAUCAGCCAGUUGCCUAGGCUCUUUUCGCUGACCCACUCUUUGGAUUCACGGCAAUCCUGGGAACGUCCGUUGGAAGUCUGCAACCUCUUUUCUCGAGGUAGGACAGUCAUCUAGUCAAGACGUCGAGUCAUUGUUGAUACUCUCGAGUUUAUGGCUAGUGGAUCGGACAGCUCUUUUCCCUUUGAAACGCAAGUAGUACUAGUUGAGAAAUGAAUGAUGUUGGACUUAUGUUGAUUUGUAUGUUGGGUGCAUCACCGCAAAGCUUGCGGGGGACUCUGUAGGCAUUUUCCUUGCCACCAAAGCUGCUGUUGCCCUAAGAGCUCCAUCACUCGGCACCGAAGAUUGUUCAAAUUAAUGCUCGGCUUGCGCUUCAAACUUGGAGCAUUCCUGGCCUCAAACCUUGGGAACUAUGCUCCGAGAAACCUAAACGAAUAAUGAUUGGUGUGGCGAAACCUUCCGACGAUAAUAUACUGUGAAGUAAUCCGAAAGGUCCCAGACACUGGCAGCUUGGCAGUGAUGCACACAAUCCACAAAAUGGUUCACAGUUUACAUGCCGCCCCGCCCCCCCCCCCCCCCCCCCCCAGCAAAUAGGAGUGUUACCAUAUCAUCUCGGUUGCGGAACUGUCUGUAGACACUGCUCCGAUUCACAAUUCCCCUUCUCCACGGAAGUUCCACAACCGAGUCGAUCUAGCAUUGUUGGCAAAUAGUUUCCGAACACAAGGUGUGCGAUCGUUCGAGCCUGUAGAGUUUAGUUUGAAGCAUUAGGUUGUACACAUAUCAGACGAAGAUCCUCGACUCCCUUCAUCCUAGUUUUUCAAACUUGCAUUUAAAAGAAGGGAGGACACAGUGUAUUUUUGUUGUCUUUAUUUUUCUUGCCCUCGUCCAUUGGGGGCACAAGCGCAUUCCGAGAUAUAGAGUAGUUUCGAAGAGGUUUGUUUUAGAGCGUUCUUCAGCCCUGUUGUACAAUAGUGACGAAUCUCGAUGCCGGCACACCACGCGCAGACUCAAGACGGCGUUGUUGAUCAUGUUGCACAGCUAUAAAUAUUACUCGUCUGUUGAUGCUCUUGUUCAGAACAUUUACGUCACCGCGGCUUUGGAAGGAAAGCUUAAAUAAACUGCCACGCAAAGUCCUCGAGACUGCGACGCAACACCCCCUGCCCGAGCCGUUCCCCGACAUGACAAUAAUCGCAUCUUUGAUCGGCCCUUCGUCCUCGACAAAACCCGUCGCAACUGUGCAGGUGUCAAAGCUUGAGCACUACCAACCGUGUCGACUUUCGGCAAAUAUGAAAAUUGUUUCGAAGGGUCAAAACUUUCCCAGAUGCAAGAAUGCAACGGGCCUCCCAAAAGGGCACUAAAGUGAAUUUUGAUAUUGCGUUUUUAUAGCACAAACUCAGUCUAUGCAGCCUAAGCAUCCCAGAAGACUCAGAUUUAUGAUGCAACCCCCCCCUUCCCUUUCCCUCCCUUAAAUAAAAAAAUUGUUGCCAUAAUCUCUGCGGAGAUUGUUGUUGAAAUGCGACAGCAUUACUACUUAGGACGUGCUGUGAAAAUUCUAGGAAUAGUUUUUGCUGACAUCCAUGAAGUCUUCUAACACAUUUCUACGAUCAAAUGACGAGUUUUCUUGGAGCAUUACUGCAAUCCAAAUGUUCCUCUUACUAUAGAGAAGUAUACACAAGAUACAUACAUUAACAUAAGACCCUUGGUUAGUGUAUUCACUGUUCAGAAGAUAUCCUAUCAUAUUGGAUUGGCACAUUGGCCCCUGUAUGCCUGAUUAAUAGGUGCAUGCCGCCUGCUUUGUUAGAAAUUAAAGGACGGACACGGAAGUGUGUAGAAUUUGCUCAUAAAUGCAGUCGCAUUUAUAAAGGCGCGGCGUACGCCACGUCCUAACUUCAACAUAGUUUGUUGCAUGUUGCACAAUGACAAUGUCGCAACACCACGCUUGAUCGCAUUUUUAUUAGAAUGAAGGCCACACGACCAUAAUUUUGUGUUGUCUAGGCUGCUUGGGACGCAGAGAUAAAGUCUGUGCCGUAAAAAUACGACAUCAAAAUCCACUCUAGCACGCUUGAAGUAGAAUGGCACCUUUCUUCUUUCUCCCUUCCCUGGUGCUACCAGCAUUCAAUGUGAUACCCUCACCAAGCGUCCAUAACAUCCAUCAUCCCUCGUCAUAUCGGGGAAAAAAAAAGAAAAAAAGAGUGAAUUGAAGCUCCCGCAGCCAACGCGUUCGUCGACCACGACGAAACCCGCGCUCGGCGGCCAAACCGCAUCCGGAGCGUUCCGCACAGACCAUCCGCUGUUUGUGUACAUAUGUGCAAAUAAAAAUGUUGAUGCAUGAUC
Molecule: messenger RNA, 5675 nt
Organism: Ixodes scapularis (black-legged tick)
Lineage: Eukaryota; Metazoa; Arthropoda; Arachnida; Ixodida; Ixodidae
Gene: Rint1
Product: RAD50-interacting protein 1
Exons: 14
Coding region: 130-2400 (756 amino acids)
Biological process (GO): retrograde vesicle-mediated transport, Golgi to endoplasmic reticulum; regulation of ER to Golgi vesicle-mediated transport; endoplasmic reticulum to Golgi vesicle-mediated transport
Cellular component (GO): Dsl1/NZR complex
Source: RefSeq, a predicted model, not a curated record